CCCCCCCUCACCCUCCCAAAGCCACAGUCUGAGGUUGGACACAGGAGAGCGCCCAUUCCCUCUCAUUCUUUGUGUGCGUGUGGCACAUUACACUCCAGCGCACGGUGGAUGCGAGCUUGCGUGCGCGCAAUCUGUCGUCCCAUGUCGCACGGUGCCCUGCUUUGCCGGUGAGCCAAAGGAAAAGGCUUAAGGGGGGAUCACACGCACAGUCGCUUCUUCUGCAGACCCUCUGAGUACCAGUGACGGGAACGCGCAUUACUACAACCACAACUCCUGCAGACGACGGAGCCGGAGUGACAGGAGCGCGCAAAAGGUGUGUAGGACUUGGACAAUGCAACCGAAACUGAGCUGUUAGGAGCUCUACACACAUACUCUCACACACACACGUUCACACACGGGCGCGGGCGCGCUGCAGCUGCAAGGGAAGACGACGGCGACAUGGCGAAGAAAAGCGCCAAGAUCUGAAGUUUCCGUCAGGUUAACGUGCAAUCCACCAGAACCACCACCGGAACCAAGACCAGAGUUUGUAUCCGUGCGCCACAGAGAAGGAACCUGCAGCAGAAUGUCGGUGGGUCAGAGGCGUUUGGGAGCCUGGCAGGUGCUGAUCACCAUCUCAUUGGUCAUCGCACCCCUGUCUGCACACGGGAGGCACUCAGUGAGCAAGCAUCAUCAUCAUCACCACCACAACCAAUCAUCUGUCAACAAGGAGGCCUUGAACAACCAGAUGGCCCUCAGUGAUGACUCUGCAGAGAGAGACCACCUGAUUGGAGCAGGCCUCGGGGCCAAACUUCCCGUCACCUCCAACAAACAUCACCAUUCCCGCAAACAUGCCUACCUAGACUUUAUGGAGGAAGACACGCCUGUUGUGGAGGAGCUCACCGCUGGUGGGGCCGGCCCAGACCAGCCUGGGAACCCCAUGUCCGAUGAUGUCAUCACUGUGGCGUUCCACAGCCCAGCACCAGAUGUGGUUCCCUCUGACACUUCUCUGGCCUGGGCCAAACCUCCGAAAGCCCAAAAGCAGAAAGGUGGAAACGCCACACCGUGGACCCUGUCUGACUUUUAUGACUACCUGUCCCCCGAUGAUGACCUGUCGGCGCUUGAUACAACACCAGAACCUGAGCCUACUCCUUCACCUCCACCCAACAUGGAGGAUGAGAACACACUCCUGGCUGUGACUCUUGCUCUUCCAACCAAUGUCAGGCCAAAGCUGGAGAGUGGGCCGCCCUUACCUGUCCCUGCCAUGCCAGCGCCAGACCGGGGGAACAGUCUGGAUGUGGGCGGUGCCAUGGGGACAGAUGGCUGCAGGCUGGGCUUUGUUCGCUCUGGACCAGGGGUCUGUGUGUCUCAGUGUGACCUUGAACCAAAGUUUUGCUUCAAUGGAGGAGUGUGCACGGUGGCGGCAGGAGUGGGAGCUUUCUGCAGGUGUAACACGCAGGACUACAUCUGGAACAAGGGUACGCGUUGUGACUGGGCGGUCACAGAGUUUCAGGUGAUGUGUGUGGUGGUGGGCGUGGCCUCCGUUGUGCUUCUCCUCCUCUUCAUGAUCGUUGUGUUCUUUGCCAAGAGGCUGUACCACCUCAAGAACGAGAACAGGCGCCUCCGCAAACGCAGUAAGUAUCGCCCACAGAGCACCGAGCCCCAGACCGACGGCCUCUCUGUUUCCACCACAGCUGACGGUUCUCAGCCAAACGAUGAACCUCAGAAGCAGGACGACUCAGCGAAAUCUCCUCAGCCCCAGGAAGACGGUUCCAUGAACAUCCUCAACUCUCACUCACCUAAGCAGGAAAACAACCGCCCGGUCUCUGUUGUUCAUGACCACGGCCAAACUCCCAACAACACGGAGGAAAACGCCGAGGUAAACAUGCUUCAGAACAACCUGGUGUGAGAACAGGUCCUGCAAGUGUGCUGCCGGAGAAUUAAAAAGUUUGUAUGUGCACACAGCCAACAACAUAUCAUUGUAUACAGUAGGCUAAUAAUGUUUACAUCUUGAAAAAAAACAUGCAGUGUUUUUAUACAGCAUCAAAUUCAAUAACAGGCUUCAUUUCCAAAGUUAGCACAACAUGAAUUACGAAGAAACAAUUUGAAAAGCACAAUAGUCCUGUUUACGAGGUUACCAUGCCAUUACUGGUCACACAGUGGCGCCAGCGCCUCCUUUCUCCACUCUGUCUGUUUCUCUCUGGUCUAAAAUCUCUGGCUUGGACCGGUUUAUGACUGACCCUCGCUCUCUGCUGAUGCCCUGCCUUGGUCUCUGACCAAUGAACUCUUGCUUAUUCAUUGUCUGCGCUCUUGUUUGCCCAAACCCUUGCCCUCUCUUUCCUAUGCCCUCACCCCUAGCCUCCCCUGCCUUACUGUGGCUCUCUCUCUGCUCGCAUGCAUUGGUGUUUGCAACGAAAUGUGUCUGAAAACAUAAUACUUGCAAAAGAAGUAAGUGGAAAACAAGUGAAAAUGUAUUUGAGAAAUAUUCCUGUUUGAGAUUGUUCAUAUGUGGAUAUGUCUAGAGUAUAAGAGGUGAAAGUAUUUGCUUGGAGUUGAUAUUUGAAUCUAUAUACAGUACAUAUAUGAUACAUGCCGUGUCUUGCUUUUCAAUGUAAUUUCUAAUACUUUAUUGUACUUGAGGUUCUUUUGUACUUUUUGGGUAUACAUAGUUGACAGUGGUUGGAAUAAAUCUUUUUAAUUUUAUCCUGCUUGUCCCCGUGUUUUCCUGUGAGCCUACUUCCCUUAACUUCCCCUCUAGACCUUCUUUCUUCCUUCCUGUCACUUCUCUGCAAACCUCUCUCACAAUAAAGCUUCACUUAAUAACUUCUGCUGCACUAAUAAUACCUCCAGCAUGGCUGACCCUGCUUCAACAGUGCAACAGUUGGCAACUAAGAGAUUUUUACCAGGCACAAGUGGUGACCGUGUGACUUUUCAGCACCAUGGACAGUGUCCCAAGAGUAAAAAGAUAUUUAAAUACUUUACAAUACAUUUAAUCAAAAUUUCUUUGAAAAUAUGUAGGCCGAUAAAUAUAAACAAACACAUGGAGACUAACGGUAAGUUGAUUUGCAGGGAAAUGAUCAAGAACUUUAUGUUAAAUCACAAUUUUUAUUUGCUUUAUAACUAUACCUUUAUGAUUGUUGCAUCAUUUUUACAUGCCUUAUUUCUGAAUCAGGAUGGAGUCACUAUUGGGCUGGAGGUGCUUCUCCCCAAAGAGGCCAAGCGCCACCCAGAGACCAGCCAACCCCUUCAAUAUGAUGUCUUCCUCUACAAAUAUACUAACAAUGGAGACUCUACCUCUCCUAGCCAAAUUCUUGCCCCUGUAAACUCUUACACUUCCUCUCAGCAUAUUUCCAAAUCACCCAAGCCAACAAAGUCACCUAAGAUGUCUAAGUCACCCAAAUUACCCAAAAACACCAAGGAGUAUCGACUUGCUAACCAUGAGCCCUUGUCUGCAAAGCGGUCCUCACCCAACCGUCAGUCCUCUGCUGCCCGUCAUCCAUCACCCAUUCGCCAUUCAGCACCUGAGUUCUUCUCAUCCUCGACCUGCCAUCUGCCCUCUCACCACUCUCAGUCCCAGUACAAGUGCAUGCCCAAAUCUGCCUCCACCCCACCCCAAAUACGCCUGCCCAGAGGUCGAUCUCGAGCUUCCGACUCCAGGGAGCACAACAGCAGACACAUUCAUCCAUCUCCCUCCUCACCUCAUCUCACCCAGCCUCCUCCAUCACCAUCAGCCGCUGGGAAGUACAGUCCAGUCAGCACUCGAUCCCUACCACCACUCUCCUGACCGGACCUUCACCUACUUUAGUUUGGCCUUGCAACCAUAAAUUCAGGCGAACAAACAUUUGUCAUGUUCUAAUCUGUGCACUGAUAUGUCCAUCGUGGCUCUAACUGUGUUCAUAGUGAUUUAUACAACCAUAGUUCAUCCAUCACCCUUGUUUGUACCUGCUUUGCUAGAUUUAUACCGAGAGGAUGAAUGAAGCACCUGCCCCUGAUCCACAGAGCCAGUGAAACUGUGUAUUCACCACUGACCUUUAUGAAACUAAAUUCUAAAACCACUGUGUCGUCACCACACAGUCACAGACACCUUAGAGUAAUUCAACUCUUAAAACUCAGGUUAUUGCACUCAUGAACACAAAAUAGAAUUAAACCACAACAUGCAAACCAACUCUCUUUCUCUCAUGACGUUAGUGCCAUACAACAAGUUGAAAUGUUUAAAAAAAGUUUAAAGGUUUUAUAGAACGUUUGUAACAUAACCUAACACUUUCCAUUACGUUUAUAUAAAUGUGUUGCAUUUUUCAGUGUUAUUGAAAAUAUUUUGAUAUGUUUUUACAUGUUUCUAACCCAUAUUAAAUUGUGAAAUGUCAAAAAUGUGCAGUUAUGGAUUCAGAAUUGUGUGGAAAGCUGAAUGAAAUAAAGCAAAAACUAUUAAGAAGACGAAAUACAACAAUAAUUUAGAUAUUUAAUGUUCCCUAGAGCCAGAAAAUACAUCAAAAGUCUCUGUCACACCCUUGUGGGCAGAGUGUGUAUUGCGAGGCGUUUCUUGCUGUAAAAGUAACUGGUAAAAAUUUGGUUCUUUUUUAUAUAUAUUUUUUUCAUUCGAAAUAAAUUUGGGAUAGAGUUUUAACAACAAUAAUUUACUAAAAAAAUAUUAAUAUGUUUGUCUAUUGAAAAUAUAUCGGCCGUUAAUUCAAAUAUACAGUCAAAGAUAUCAAACACGUCAUCAGUUAUCACGUCACCUGAGGACGGCAAGGUAUGUUUAAUGUCAGAGUCAGGGGAAUUACAGCAGAAUUUGAAGUGCAGUAGAAAUCUUUUCGAAAUUGGGUGCGUUUAAUUUAAUUACAUCGUAAUAAAAUUUGUGCAAUUCUAAGAAAUAAAUCUGUAUGUAAUUCCACUGAUUUGCCUUAGAGGAAAUUUAAACGAUUAAAUAUUUGUACAGUAAAGUAUUAUUAACAUUUAAUGGAUCAUUUGAUCAAUCUUUACUGCGCAACCGCGUGUGCCUAAAUGCAGUUCCAACUUAUGCCACUGUAGGCCAGUGUUGCACCACCGUCCAGUGGUCGCUGCUACUGUAAAGGCAGAUCGGAGCAGCAGGCACAGUGAGGCCACUGAUCUGCAUCUUCAUUAGCAUUCCCUGAGCCGACUGAGGGACUGUGUGCUGAAUCAACAUGAUGCUGUGAUAACUGAUCAUUUCAUCAUAGUCCACAGUUAUCUGCAGCAGUCUCAUGUUUAUCACACAAGAUCUGCAGGAAAGACGAGUGCUGCUGAGAUAAGGCACAGGUUUAAAGCCGUGUGUGUGUGUGUGUGUGUGUGUGUGUGUAACCAUGUAAUCUGCUGGGCUGAUGAUACAUCAGCUUAAAUCAGUAGGUGAGAAAGUGAGGUUCUCUCUGAGGGAUGCAACUUUUGCAGCGUUAAAACUUGCCUCUGGGGUUAAAGUGUUUAGUGGUGAUUGUUAGGUUUGUGGUUAGGCGCUUGGGGCAUCCCAUUAGACCCCUGCCAACAUUACUAAUAAUGUGUAUGUGUGUGCGUACUGUAUUUGUGGUUUAGCUACAAAUUCAUUACUGUCUCUUUAA
Molecule: messenger RNA, 5543 nt
Organism: Cynoglossus semilaevis (tongue sole)
Lineage: Eukaryota; Metazoa; Chordata; Actinopteri; Pleuronectiformes; Cynoglossidae
Gene: cspg5b
Product: chondroitin sulfate proteoglycan 5b
Exons: 5
Coding region: 563-1885 (440 amino acids)
Biological process (GO): cell projection morphogenesis
Cellular component (GO): synapse
Source: RefSeq, a predicted model, not a curated record